AUGUCGUCGCCCGCCCCUUCUAGCACCGGUGGCGCCAAGGAGAAGAAGCCCCUUGAGCAGAUCACGUUCCGCUUCUGCUCCGAAUGCAGCAACAUGCUGUACCCCCGCGAGGCCGAAGACGAAAACAAGCUGCUCUUCACCUGCCGCACCUGCAACUUUUCCGAGCCCGCCACGUCGACGUGCAUCUACCGCAACAUCCUCAACAACGCUGCCGGCGAGACGGCUGGUGUCACGCAAGAUGUCGCCUCUGAUCCCACGGUGGGUGUUGUCUCUUCUGUUUCUUCUGCUGCUGUUGGUGAUGGUGUCGCCUCGCCUGCGUCGACCUUGCCCCGACCCGCGGACGGAUCGACCUACAUCUACUGCCAGUGCUGUGGCGUCAUUGAGCUGUGUUCGAACCACUUUGCCGCCCCUCCCUCCGACUCCGAAGCCGGCAGCGAUUGCGAGUCCCUGUACGACCAGAUGGCCGCUACCACGAUCGACAUGAACGACAACAGCCAUGUCUGGGCCUCCAACAACAGCAGCGAGAGGGAGGCCAUGGGCAGGGUCCGUGCCGAAGAGUACUUUUACAACUUGGUCGCCUUUGAGGACUACGAAGAAGAGGAGGGCUCCAUCGAGUUUGAAAACAUGGAGCUCGACGACACCGACAUGGACAUGACAGCAUCAAGCCAACUGCCUGUUCAAGUCCCGGCAGCUUAG
This is a messenger RNA of Neurospora tetrasperma FGSC 2508, 696 nucleotides long. RefSeq lists its product as uncharacterized. The record is from RefSeq and is a predicted model, not a curated record. Gene Ontology annotation, biological process: transcription-coupled nucleotide-excision repair; DNA-templated transcription; transcription initiation at RNA polymerase II promoter. Gene Ontology annotation, molecular function: DNA-directed RNA polymerase activity. The transcript has a single exon. Lineage: Eukaryota; Fungi; Ascomycota; Sordariomycetes; Sordariales; Sordariaceae. Bases 1 to 696 code for a protein of 231 amino acids. Gene Ontology annotation, cellular component: RNA polymerase II, core complex.